AUGACUAUGCAGCUGCUGGCUGCGUGGGUGUUGUGGUGCGCGGCCGUGGCGGCGGCGCCGGCGCCGGCGGCGGGGCGCGGCGCGUGGUCGGUGUGCCCCGAGGCGUGCGAGUGCUCGCUGGACGCGCGCGGCCGCCGCGAGGUGUCGUGCCUGCGGGGCGGCAUGGACGGCCCGGUGCCCACCGCCGACAUGGACCCGCCGCGCGUCGAGGUGCUGCGCAUCUCGGCGCCGCCGAACCAUCCCAACACGCUCACCAUCGGGCCCAUCUUCCAGCACUUCCUGCGCCUCGAGGAGCUGCACAUCACGCGCUCUCGCGUGCCCGCCAUCGGCAAGCACUCCUUCUGGGGAGUGCCCUCUCUCAGGGUGCUGAACCUGACGGAGAACAACAUCUCGCACGUGCUGGACCACAACUUCCGCGGGCUGGCCGAGCUGCAGGCGCUGCACCUGGACGACAACCGCAUCGAGUCGAUGCCGAGCGGCACGUUCCGCCACCUGCAGGAGCUGCGCGUGCUUACGCUGGCCAGGAACCGCUUCGCCGAGCUGGGCCCGCGCCUCUUCCUCAUGCUCGGCAAGCUCACAGAGCUCGACCUCAGCGGCAACCGGCUCGGAGAUCUCAAUCCUGAAGUCUUCAAGGACGUCCAGAGGCUGCGCGUGCUGCGCUGCCGCGGCUGCGCGCUGUCCAACAUGAACACCAUGGUGUACCGCCUGCUGCCCGACCUGACGCUGCUCGAUCUGGGCGACAACGAGUUCAAGUACGUGGCGGCCGACGAGUUCAGCGACCUGCGGCGCCUGCGCACACUGCUGCUCGACGGCAACCAGCUGCCGGUCGUGCUCGAGAACAGCUUCCAGCAGCAGCACGACCUCGAACACCUGUCGCUUGCGCGCAACCGCCUCGCCAAGGUCACAGCUCAGGCGUUCCAUGGGCUCUCCACCCUCAGGAGCCUUGACUUGGGCUGGAACAAGCUGGACCGUCUGGAGCCCGCGUCGUUCGUGCCGCUGACGCAGUCCCUCAGGGAGCUGGACAUAGCGGGCAACGCGCUCUCUGAGGAGAACGUGCACUACGUGCUGCAGGAGCUGCCGAACCUGCAGAACCUGUCGAUCGCGCACCUGCAGCUGCAGUCGGUGCCCGCGGUGGUGGGCGCGCUGGCGCAGCUGCGGCGCCUGAACGCCUCGGGCAACCGGCUGACACAGCUGCCGGCGCCGCCGCCGCUGCCCGCGGCGCUGCUGGAGCUGGACGUGUCGCACAACCUGCUGCGGGGCGUGCAGGAGGGCACGGUGGCGCGGCUGCUGCAGCUGCGCCGGCUGCGCGCCCACGGCAACCCCUGGGUGUGCGACGCGUGCCACGCGCCCGCGCUGCUGCGCCUGCAGGCGCCGGCCGACGGCCCGCUGGCGGCGGAGGGAGCGGGCCAGUGCGCCGCCCCCGCCGCCCUGCGCGGCCGCCGCCUGCCCGAGGUGGCGCGCCUCCACGCGCUGCCGCCCUGCGCCGCCGACGCCGACUACGACGGCGGCGGCGUCCCCGACGUGACCGGCGCGGGCUCCGCCGGCGUGCUGCUCGGCGACGAGUCGCGGCUCGGCUUCAUCGCCGUCGGCGGCGCCGUGCUGCUGCUGCUACUCACGGGAGCGGUGCUGCUGGCGGGCCUGGCGUACACACGUCACCACGCGGCCCACUACUACACGCGCGAGGAGCGGCGCGCGGCGGCAGCGGCGGCCGCCGGCAUCACCGACGUCGACGACGUCUUCGAGAACCCGGCGGCGCUGCACACCAACGGCGACGUCAAGUGCGCCCUGGUCGCCGCAGAGAAGCCGCUCGCCUCGGUCGCGACCAUCAGUAAGGAAGCCGCCGCCGCAGCCGCAGCGGCCGGCAUGCGCAACGGCACCGCCUGA
This is a messenger RNA of Schistocerca piceifrons (Central American locust), 1884 nucleotides long. Its product is annotated as leucine-rich repeat-containing protein 15-like. Gene Ontology annotation, molecular function: protein binding. The transcript has 7 exons. Gene Ontology annotation, cellular component: extracellular matrix. NCBI's taxonomy places the organism in Eukaryota, Metazoa, Arthropoda, Insecta, Orthoptera, Acrididae. The coding region runs from base 1 to 1884 and encodes 627 amino acids. The record is from RefSeq and is a predicted model, not a curated record.